Molecule: messenger RNA, 6094 nt
Organism: Gekko japonicus
Lineage: Eukaryota; Metazoa; Chordata; Lepidosauria; Squamata; Gekkonidae
Gene: DHX57
Product: DEAH-box helicase 57
Exons: 23
Coding region: 158-4009 (1283 amino acids)
Cellular component (GO): intracellular anatomical structure
Molecular function (GO): protein binding; ATP binding; metal ion binding
Source: RefSeq, a predicted model, not a curated record
UUCAAGCAAACAUCAAGCCACUGGAAGUAAAAAAGGCUCAGACAAAUUUUGGGAUGAUUUUGGUGAUGACUUUAGUGUUUCUAGUACAGCAAAAAACAGUGGACCAAGCUUUGUUAACAAAGGAAGUGGACAGACCAGAGCUGGAUCCAAAGCCAAGAUGCCUCUUCAGACUCUGCAUAUGACUUCGGAGAAUCAGAAGAGGGUGAAAGAACUUCUUCGUGAGCUUCAAGGACAAGACCUCCCUGCUGGUUCAGAAGUACCGGUAUCAGAGGGAGAUGAUUGUGAUGAUCCAGAUUACUUGAAUGAUGAGCAGUGUUGUCCAGAAAACCAGACUGUUUCUAAAACUACCACAAGUGCUUCUUUUCAACAACCUGUGAAUUACAUUUCAGAUACUGAAGUGUCUUCUUUUGCUGUGAACAAACUUUCCAGGUAUGGCUUUAAUGGCGAGCGAUGCCGAGCAGUGCUGCAGACCUAUAACGGUAACAUCGGGGCAUCACUGGAGCACUUGCUGUUGCAGUGCUUCUUGGAAAGGUUUGGGCAGAGGAUGCAGAUCACCGAAAGUGCUGCACAGGCUAGUACUGAAAACUGUUUGGAACAAAGACAGGAAGAGGCUUUUGCCCUCUGUUCCAUCUGCGGAGACAAAUUUGUGGAAAGAAUUCGAAACAGAGUUUGGACAGUUGCGUUAGACCUGGCGUACCUCACAGACAUUCUCAGUGAGUCAAAGCAAAAGAAUAGCAACGCCAACAAUGGGCUAAAACCAGCUUCCUUGGGAGUUUGUAAACAUUACCUCCGAGGAGACUGCAGGUUUGGAUCAAAAUGCAAAUUCAAGCAUGGAAGUCCUCAUCAGCAACAAGGGCUUCUGAGCCUUAAAGAAGAUGCUCAUCUCAGACUGAACACUCCUGUGUAUGAACUUGAAAUAAGAUUUCCUGAGGGUAACAAAUAUCCCUACCAGCCACCCCUUGUAGCAUUCUAUUCUACUAAUGAGAACUUGCCUCUGGCUUGUCGGCUGCACAUUGCUGAAUUCCUGUAUGAAAAGGCCUUGAUGGCUUCUGAGUCUAAUGAACCUGUUGUUUAUGCUUUAAUAACAUGCUUAGAGGAUGAAGCUGAAGUAACAAAAUUGCUUGCUAAGACUUCCCACAGAUACAGUGUCCCUCCUCUGCCUCUGUUGAUGACAUCCUCAGCAAGAGCACCAGCAGAUGGUAAUAAGCGAGCACUUCCAAGUAGCUCAUGUGUUGCAUAUCAGAAUUCUGAAGCUGCAAAAGAAUUAGUGUUGGAAGAAGAAGAAGAAGAAAGCGAGGAACUACAGACUGUUCAUGUAGAGAGGGAGAGUUAUGUGAACUUCAAAAAGGACCUGAGAAAGUACAGUACUCAAGCAAAAUCCACUGACAAAGAGAAUGCUAAAAUUUGCAAACAAUUCAGCUUAAAGAAGUCUUCUAGGCACUACCAGGCCAUGUUGCAAGAAAGGCAGAAACUUCCUGCAUGGGAGGAGAGGACAACCAUUCUUCCCCUGCUGAACAAAAAUCAAGUCUUGGUUGUUAGCGGUAUGACUGGAUGUGGAAAGACCACUCAGGUUCCUCAGUUUAUCCUGGAUUCCUCAUUAGAAGGACCUCCCAGUAAGGUAGCCAACAUCAUCUGCACCCAGCCUCGGAGGAUCUCUGCCAUUUCUGUGGCUGAACGAGUAGCCAAGGAGCGAGGAAGAGUUGGAGUCACAGUUGGGUACCAGAUCCGGCUAGAAAGCAUCAAGUCUCCAGCUACCCGAUUGUUGUACUGUACUGCUGGAGUGCUUCUGAGAAGACUGGAAGGGGACCUGACUUUACAAGGAAUCACUCAUGUUAUUGUCGAUGAGGUACAUGAGAGGACAGAAGAAAGUGACUUCUUGUUGCUGGUUUUGAAAGAUAUAGUGGUUCAGAGGCCAGAUCUCUGUAUCAUCCUAAUGAGCGCAACUCUGAAUGCAGAACUCUUCUCUCAGUACUUUAACUCCUGUCCAGUUGUUAACAUACCAGGCAGGACAUUCCCUGUUGAUCAGUUUUUUUUGGAAGAUGCAAUUGCAGUGACUCGGUAUGUCUUGGAGCAUGGCAGUCCAUACAUGCGUAAUGCAAAAAAAACUCCUGGCAAGAAUCCCAAAGAGAGGCACUUGAGGACUGCCACAGAAGAGGUAGAGGAAGACCUGAGGCGUGCUGGCCUUCUGCAGGCUACAGACUCCUGCAAGGUCAAGGAUUCCGUCCCGGAUCAGCAAUUAACGGUUCAUCAGCUAAUGAUACGCUACAAAGGUCUUAGCACCUCAGUGUUAAAAACAAUGGCAUCCAUGGAUUUGGACAAAGUGAAUCUUGAAUUAAUUGAGGCCUUAUUGGAGUGGAUUGUCAGUGGCAAACAUUCAUACCCACCAGGUGCAGUGCUGAUAUUUUUGCCAGGCUUGGAAGAAAUUAAAACCCUUUAUAAGCAACUGCAGUCUAAUGCACUCUUCAAUAACCGGCACAGCAAGCGCUGUGUGGUUUACCCACUCCACUCCUCACUUUCCAGUGAAGAGCAACAGUGUGUGUUCCUGAAGCCUCCCAUGGGGGUCACCAAGAUCAUCAUAUCAACAAACAUUGCAGAAACAUCCAUUACCAUUGACGAUGUGGUCUAUGUGAUUGACUCAGGGAAGAUGAAAGAAAAGAGAUAUGAUCCAAGUAAAGGCAUGGAAAGCCUGGAGGAUACAUUUGUGUCCAAAGCCAACGCCUUGCAGAGGAAAGGGCGAGCAGGUCGUGUUGCCUCUGGAGUUUGCUUUCAUCUCUUCACUAGCCAUCAUUAUAACCAUCACCUUUUAAAGCAGCCACUGCCAGAAAUCCAAAGAGUGCCUUUGGAACAGCUAUGUCUUCGAAUUAAGGUUUUGGAGAUGUUGUCUACACAAAGCCUUCACUCUAUUUUAUCACGAUUGAUUGAGCCGCCAACAUCAGAUUCUCUACGUGCCUCAAAACUGCGAUUGCAGGAUGUAGGAGCCUUAACGUCAGAUGAAAAGCUCACUCCCUUGGGGUAUCAUUUGGCUUCCUUGCCUGUGGAUGUAAGGAUUGGGAAGCUAAUGCUUUUUGGCACCAUCUUCCGCUGCCUGGAUCCUGCACUGACUAUAGCAGCGAGCCGGACCUAUAAGACCCCUUUUGUAUCUCCAUGGGACAAAAGAGAGGAGGCGUUCAAGAAAAAGCUGGAAUUUGCAAUAGGAAACAGUGAUUAUCUAGCUCUUCUCCAAGCAUAUAAGGGAUGGCGCCUAGCUUCAAAAGAAGGUGCUCGAACGAGUUACAACUUUUGCAGAGAAAACUUCUUAUCAGAAAGCGUUCUUCUGGAAAUGGCAAGUUUAAAAAGGCAAUUCACUGAGCUACUGUCUGAUAUUGGAUUUGUGAAGGAGGGACUCAGAGCCAAAGAUAUUGAGAGGAAGUGGUCUCAUGGAGGUGACGGCGUUCUGGAUGCUACAGGAGAAGAGGCAAAUGCCAACUCAGAGAAUACCAAGUUGAUAUCUGCCAUAUUAUGUGCUGCUUUGUAUCCCAACGUAGUUCAGGUAAAAAUUCCAGAUGGGAAGUAUCAGAAGACCAGUGCAGGAGCUGUUAAGAUGAAACCAAAACCUGGGGAGUUGCAAUUUGUUACAAAAAAUGAGGGCUACGUUCACAUUCAUCCAUCCUCUGUAAACUAUCAGACCAGGCACUUUGAGAGUCCCUACUUGGUGUACCAUGAGAAGAUAAAAACCAGCCGGGUGUUCAUUCGAGACUGCAGCAUGGUGUCAGUCUACCCGCUGAUCUUGUUUGGAGGGGGCCGUAUUAAUGUGCAGCUCCAAAAGUCUGAGUUUGUGGUUUCCCUGGACGAUGGGUGGAUUCGGUUUGUUGCAGCUUCACACCAGGUGGCAGAACUAGUAAAAGAACUUCGCUGUGAGCUUGACCAGCUACUCCAGGAUAAAAUCAAAAACCCCAGCAUGGAUUUAUUUACCUGCCCCCGUGGAUCUCGUAUCAUUAGCAUGAUUGUAAAACUUGUGACAACACAAUAGUCAACUACAGAGGAUUUGUUACAAAGAUCCACCAGCAACACUUGCUUGGCAGCAAAAUACUGGGAACAUGGACAGAAGCACUGCUGAUGGCUGUGUUGAUAAGGCACAUCAUUGCAGGGCUGUGACAAAGAGCCUAAAGUCAGUCAAGGAGCAGAUCCCAAAGCCACUCUCUCUGAAAUAUCCCCCGUGUAGAGGUAAUGGGACUAGAGAAGAAAGUACUUGAUGCGUGGAAAUUUAUAUGUUAUGUAUAUACAGAGCAGCUUUCAUUUUUCAAUGCAAAGUGAAGUGUUUCUUUCCUAAAAGCUCCAGUCCCAAAACAAUAUAAAAGGAAUAAUGACGAUGAUUCUCAAGAAUAUGGUUAUUUUUCCUUCUAAUGAAGUGUGUCAAUCCUCUUCCUGUGAAGGAAACUGUUGAUAUAUUGGUUUAAAAUGUAUUGUGCUGUGCCAAAAAUUCUGUCAGUAAACUCCUAAGUAUGAGAACAAGUGUAAAGUGAUACAGCUCAUCGAACACAAUAGUUGUCCCUUAUUAACACUAAAAAGGAGUAGGGUUCAAAGUGUAACAUACUUUUCGUCAGUCUAAACUGCCUGUGAAUUGGUGGCAGCUCCUCUCCUUUUUUCUUUCCAGAGUGAGUUGCAGUUUACCCACGCUGUCGAAUUAGGAAGCAGAGAUUUUUUAAAAUGCUCCUCCAUGUGGUUAAAGAAACAACACCUGACUACAAGUAGAAAUCUGUUGCAGGAAAGGAAACUUCCAGCUGAUGUGGCAGGGUAUUUUUGUUUGUUUGCAUGGACCCAGGGCUUGUUUGUGACAGUACUGAACCCUGGCACCUUUUUUUCAGGGCUCUCCCAAGUCCUGAGGGGGAAAUUGGUACAACCUUCUAAGUACUGGCACUUUUUUUAAACAAAUAAAGCACAGGACCUGUUUAGUAGGAGGUGUUGCCCAAACAAGGCCACAUGACAAGGCCACAAUAUGCUAAGCAUCCUCUACACCUGUAGGGUCAAACUGUGUUAAACAUGGCAAUGAUAUAGGACUGAGCUUUCUAAUAUAUACUUGGGUUCCAAUGUGGCACAGCAUUCAAGUCAAGAAAGAAAAACCAGCCAGGGACUCUCAGAUAAAAAGCUCCUUUAUUCUGCUAACAAAAUAAAAAUCUUCAGGUUUGCAAUCCUUUUAUAGGCUUUGAAAUAGCUAGACUUGUGAUUAUUGAUCUUGUGCAGAGUUUAGGAUCUGCAGCAGGAUUGUGUCAAAGGGUGUGGGGUCUGGUUUCCCAUUAGUGAAUCUGAAUUUUGGACAAAUUCAGAUGAGGUGAGGUAACAGAUUACAUCUUGAUGAAGUAGGUUAUGGUGAUUGAGUUGCCUGAGAACUGACAGGCCUCUUGGACAAAGGCUGAGCAGUGGCUAGAUGGCCUUCCCUGACCCCAUGAUUGAAGUAGUACAGGAGGUUAUUGUCCAGCAAUUACUCACAAACAUGGAUGUGAAGGAGUUGUAGAGGUUUAGACAAAAUGUGCUAUUUGGAACAUCCCAGCAGUUGGACCCAUGCCUAGCUGGGAACAUCGAAAGGAAUUCUUGCCAAUUUCAGGGCAACCUCUCUUGAUAUCAGACCUGGCAGUGAAGUCAGAGGAUCUUCUUGAAGUGAUCAAAUGCAGAAGUCUCUGGGGACGGCAUGCUCAUAGGUAACAGAGAAGGUGUCUCCACUUGCUCUCAGACAUGGUACAGAACACCCUUCUCUGUCAAUCUGCUGCAUGUGUAGAUCCAGCCUGAGAUUUGAUAGAGAACCAAAGCAAAUCAUGAGCGAGUACCUGCUGGCUCAUCCUGAGCCCAUGAGCUUUGAACAAGAACCAGGCUUUGUACACAGGGUUGUUUAGGAAAAAAAUGAUUGCGGAAUUUCAGAGCAAGAGGCUUAUUUCAGUACCGUUUGUUAUGCUUUGUGGCCUUGGGCAGCUUUUUAUACAACAGGCCCAGUUCUCUGGCACAGCACAAUUACAUUAAUGGGGGACCCUCUGAAUUUCAAUAGUAUGAAAAUAAAUUUGUACCUUCUGAUUGUGUAACAAAGAUGUGUCUUGGGAAGGAAAAUAUCUAAAUGGGUAUACAG